Messenger RNA from Selaginella moellendorffii, 1867 nucleotides. RefSeq lists its product as uncharacterized. NCBI's taxonomy places the organism in Eukaryota, Viridiplantae, Streptophyta, Lycopodiopsida, Selaginellales, Selaginellaceae. Bases 311 to 1555 code for a protein of 414 amino acids. The record is from RefSeq and is a predicted model, not a curated record. The transcript is spliced from 4 exons.
UCUUUUCGUCUUGGAUUUGACGCCCCGGGGGGCCUUUCUUCUCUCUUCCGCCAUGCUUCUAGGGUUCCGGGAGGCGACGGGGCAAGAACAGCGCAUCCCCCAUGGAUCGAUUGAUUCGCUCAGGUUCUUUGCGAUGCUCGGUUCUUGAUCCGCAACUUGCGAUUGCAGCUCCAUCGAGGCGCAUAUAUUUUGGAGAUUGGUAGGACCUUCUGACAAGACAGCACCAAUGCAUUGUGGACGCUCAUCAAACUCUGGCAGCAACGAUUCUAGUCGCCCUAGGAGAAGAAAAGCAGGCGAGGACUCGUGAGUGAUGGAGGAAAGACAGGCCAGGGGGCGAAACUUUGCGAGAAAGUUCCUGGGCUUUAUGUCCUCCAAGAGAAAGCGAGAUGAAGAAAAGAAGCGGAUGGAUCUGUGGAAAGCUAUGCGAGAUUCUAGCGUGGAAAGACUAGCUGCGGUCAUUGCCUCGGCAAGAACGGAAUUUGGCGAUCAGCUCGACGAUCUAUGCUCAGAUGCGGAAGGCGUCCUGCAGAGGUUACUCCGAGAAGGCAGAGCAACAGGUACUCACAGAAAGAUUACGCUAAGGGAGAGAUUGUUACUAGCGGAUAUAGAGGCGAGUAGUCAACAGCAGCCAUUACUGCCGCAAGAAACGUCCACCGCAGUACCGAGAGAGAAUUGCUCCGGGAACUCGGAGAUUGUACCAGCAGCAACAGCAGCAGAUGCUCCUCCGGUGAUCCAAGCCGUGCUGACUUUAGUGAGGCCGGCAUCCACGACCGAGAUCCAGCAGCAGUCCAAUCCAGAAGUCGCCGGAGGAGAAGGGGCUUCUUUAGCCGCACAGCCGCUGUCGGGAAAUCAAAACACGACCAGUGGAAGAAGACUUCUCAGUGCACUGCUCUGGGAGGAGCGCAACUUAGAUGGUCCGGAUCAGGGGCUGACGGAGGGAUGGGUCGCAUUUGGCGUCACUGCUCCGAUCCACUUCGACCACUCGAGGAGCCAGUCCGUGGCCAGCGAGCUGAACAGGGUCGGCUUCCACCGCCCGAGCGCAUCACUGGACGCUCCACCGGAAGCAGCAGCAGCAGCAGCAGCGGCGGCGGCGGCAGCGGCAGCUCCCACUCGGAGUUUAAGUUCGUUCAUGACUUCCACGCCGAGUUCUCGAGACGCUAGUACCGCCACAGUUCCCGAGACUCCAAUGCGGGUGUCUCUCAUGUCCUUGCUCCGGGAGGCCGAGGAGGGAGGAAGCGGGAUCAUCUUCAUGAACAGGCAAAUGAUAGACAGGAACAGUGGUGGCGGUGGCGGUGGCGGUGCUGGCGGCGUAGCUUUCGAGUCCCCGGCCAAGGAAGCCACAGGACUUACAGGAGGAGGAGGAUCAAACGUAGUAACAGGGGACGGGAUAACGAUGGAACAGACGUGCUGCGUUUGUAUGGGACGCCAAAAGGGGGCGGCCUUCAUACCGUGCGGCCAUACCUUUUGUAGGAGGUGUUGUAAAGAGCUCCAGCAAGCAAGAGGGAGCUGUCCACUUUGCAACAAGGAGAUAAGCGACGUCCUCAAUCUUUACUGAGCGAUGGUGCUUGUGAUAGAUCAAACCAAGGCCUGGGCCUUGGUUUGAAUGGAGGAUUGAAUGGAGGAGGAUUGAAUGAUCGAAGUCAUUCUUUUGGCAACGGUUUCGAUUUCUCGCUCGAGCUGGACUGAGACGAUGGGUGUCAAAAGACGCGAAAGCUCCGUACUACUGUUGGUCCUCGAGCCUGGGAGUCUCGACGGUGGUGAUUCUGCCACGUUUCAGAAACCAACGGCCAGGAUGUCGUGAUUAGAAUGUGAUUUAAAACUUUCGUGCUGUGCUUCCCCAUAACAAAUGCGAGAAGAAUCAGACUCA